Messenger RNA from Daphnia magna, 538 nucleotides. RefSeq names its product E3 ubiquitin-protein ligase MIB2-like. The coding region runs from base 1 to 423 and encodes 140 amino acids. NCBI's taxonomy places the organism in Eukaryota, Metazoa, Arthropoda, Branchiopoda, Diplostraca, Daphniidae. Gene Ontology annotation, molecular function: protein binding; ubiquitin-protein transferase activity. Gene Ontology annotation, biological process: protein ubiquitination. The record is from RefSeq and is a predicted model, not a curated record. The transcript is spliced from 4 exons. Gene Ontology annotation, cellular component: cytoplasm.
AUGGAACUGCUCAUAAAAAAAGGAGCCGUCAUUGAUAGUACGAAUCGCGGACGCUGCACACCUUUGCAUGUCGCUGUCAAUAAGCAGUUUCCUGCUUGUGUUCAGAUGCUCCUCAAAUACGGAUGGGACGUCAAUGUUCAAGACUCGUACGGAGACACGGCCCUGCACGAUGCAAUCGGCAAGGAAAAUGCGGAUAUUAUAGAAGCUUUAGCUUCGGCAUCAGCUGUCGAUUUUACACUGAGGAACACGCGGGGUUUCAAUGUUCUUCAUCACGCCGCUCUCAAAGGGAAUUAUUUCGCGGCGGAGCGCAUUUUGAUGCGCAGUCGACAGCUGGUGGAUGUGAAAAAGGAUGACGGAUUCGUAGCCCUUCAUUUAGCUAGUUUGAAUGGCCAUGUUCAGAUGGCCUUUCCCCGAUUAAAAUGAAUCGGGGCCGAACCUACGAGUGAGACAAAAAUUACCAGUAAAGGAGGAUCGCCCGAACAAUCGUUGCCACCUUCCGUCGGCAUUGAAUGCAUCGUCUGCUGUGAAAAUCCGCCGG